AUGCCACGCGACCAAAUAGGGGAGACGCGGGCGGCCCUGAAAUUCACGAAGAUUUGCCAGUACUGGCAGAAGAAAGGAAGAUGCCAUCUCGGUGACUUGUGCACAUAUGCACAUUCCUGGUCUGAAUUGCGUGAACAGCCGAACUUAGCAGCGACGGCGCUUUGUACCAAGUUCAAACGCAAGGGUUACUGCGCAAAGGGUGCUGCCUGCAGGUUUGCCCACGGUCAGUCUGAGCUCCGAAGACUACCUGACACCAGCGAGAUUUGCCACGACGACCUGAAGAAAGAGGAGAUGAACCCGAGCCCUGUCCUGUGGCACAGUGCGACGAUGGACCAGCCUCUGGCAUCGGACCAGAUCACUUCCAGUCCGCUGAUUGCUAUACAACUGGACACAGCCAGGGACAGCCACGCCCAAGCCUUGCCGCAGAACUCGCCGGUCGUUGGCUCUGGUGUGGCUCCUUCGCCAGUGUCGGGCCUGGAUACAGAGCUGGUAGAGCAGAACGAGUUCCUUAUCGGACAGGCCUUGAUGCGGGAUCUCAUGCGGGACGGUCCGGAUCAGAAUUCUGCUGCUCGGAAUGAGCCCUCGCUAGCACGCGCCGGUGUGCCCGUGGCCCCGAGCUGGGUAGGCCAGGAGUUGGCAAAGUCCAGAUUCGUGAGCUACGUGGGACAGCCUUUUGCACCGAUCUAA
Molecule: messenger RNA, 687 nt
Organism: Symbiodinium sp. CCMP2592
Lineage: Eukaryota; Dinophyceae; Suessiales; Symbiodiniaceae
Source: the annotation of a GenBank genome assembly